UUGCGUCUGUAGAUAACCUGUCUCAUUACAGACCUUGCGUUAAAGACAGCUGAGUGAGAUUCGGUGUCAAAAUAAUAAUGAUUUCAAUUCGAAAAACGUCGCCGUUACUUUAAACGAUGUGAAUGAAACGGGCACGAAAACGUUUUAAAACCCAUUGAAAAUGCCACAGCAGCCUCAAGAGAAAGAAUCUCAAAGUGUCGUUUCGACACCAAAAGGGGGAAAAUGUGAGGAAAAGAAGUCAAAAACUCUUCUUCACAUAAUCCCCAAGUUGCCAUCAAGUGAUUCACUCAGUAAUAGCCCCGGUCCUGCUUCUCCUGGUAAGGAAAAUCUUUCUACGUCCAGAGAUGUUAUCAAUUUUUCGCUAAUUGGUCUUUCUUUAGAACGCCAAGAUUGCUUGUUGGUCGAUAAAUCUACUGAGAAUGCGGUUAAGUUAGCACGUAAAGAAUCAUAUAAAGUGCAGAGAAAACAUUAUCGGAAAGAAAAGAAAAGAAUGACAAACGAGCUUUUAAGUUCAUUAAAAGAUACGUCUGUGGUUGUAUUGGCGGAUUGGUUAAAAAUACGAGGCACACUAAAAUCAUGGACAAAACUUUGGUGUGUCUUAAAACCUGGUUUGCUGUUAUUAUAUAAAACUCCAAAAGCUAAGAGCAACCAUUGGGUUGGAACAAUAUUAUUAAACUCGUGCAAAGUGAUAGAAAGACCAAGCAAAAAAGAUGGGUUUUGUUUCAAAUUAUAUAACCCCUUAGAUCAAAAUAUUUGGGCACCACGGGGACCAGAAAAUGAAACAAUUGGGGCUGUCGUACAACCUUUACCUACAUCAUACUCAAUUUUUCGAGCAUCUUCUCAAGCGUCGGGAAUGUGUUGGUUAGACGCGUUAGAAAUUUCGAUAAGAAACGACGCCGCUUUGGUUCGUUCGGCUAAUAAAGCAAGUAUUGGAAGUACUAGUCAUGAAACGCAAUGGUCUGAAGCCGAUUACGAAAAACAUUUUGUUCAUGAUUUAGAUGAUGUUAGUCAACCGGAUAAUGGUACUCAUUUUUGUGCCGCGGAUUGUGAAAUAAGUGAUACAGACUCGGAUGUCUCAGGAAAAGAGGAGUAUAUUGAUGAUGAUCCAGUAGAAACGCCUUAUGUACCAAACGUUGAAGAAGAAUUGGGAGAUUGUUUUGAGGCUGGUGCUCAAGUUGAAGAAUUAGCAGAUGAACACAAAUCAUUAAUUUGGUAUCUUGUGAAACAAGUUCGUCCGGGAAUGGAUUUGAGCAAAGUUGUUUUGCCUACUUUUAUUUUAGAGCCGCGUUCGUUUCUUGAUAAACUCACCGAUUCUUACUACCACGUUGAUAUUUUAUCGCGAGCCGUUUUAGAAGAUGACGCUUUUACUCGGAUGAAAACCGUCGUGAAAUGGUACCUUUCCGGUUUAUACAAAAAACCGAAAGGAUUAAAAAAACCUUAUAACCCGAUUUUGGGGGAAACUUUUCGUUGUUAUUGGCUACAUCCAAACGGUUCGAAAACGUUUUACGUCGCCGAACAGGUUUCUCAUCAUCCACCGGUUUCUGCAUUUUACGUUACGAAUCGUAUGGAUGGCUUUUCAAUUUCCGCUUCAAUACUCGCAAAAUCGAAAUUUUAUGGCAACUCAACCUCUGCGAUUUUAGAUGGUACUGCUGUUUUAACUCUUUUACCGCGUGGUGAAAAUUAUACAUUAACCGUCCCUUACGCCCAUUGUAAAGGUAUAUUAAUGGGUACCUUAAGUAUGGAAUUAGGGGGUAAAGUAAACAUAGAAUGUGAAAAAACCGGUUAUCAAACUGAAAUUGAAUUUAAAUUAAAACCUUUUUUGGGGGGAACCGAGCAUACGAAUUGCAUAACGGGUAGAUUAAGACUGGGGAAAGAAACUCUUGCCACUUUAGAGGGAUUUUGGGAUGGUGUUAUUAAUAUAAAAGAUCGUCGAACGGGUGAUACUCAAAUUUUUUGGAACCCAACUUCGGCUAUUCGUAAAAGUCGCCUUCUUCGACAUACAGUUCCGGUGGAUCAACAGGGUGAGUUUGAAUCGGAACGUCUUUGGCAGCACGUUUCGGCAGCUAUCUUGAGAGAUGAUAUGAACGCAGCUACUGAAGAAAAGACUACUUUAGAAGAAGCCCAACGUGCUUCGUCGAAAGAACGCAAAGCGAAAUGCGAAGAUUGGAUUCCGAUUCAUUUUCAACAAGACUUAAAAUCCGGACAGUGGGUUUAUAAACAUUCCGAUUUACGGCCGUGGGAUCCUAGAAAUGAUUUGUAUCAGUACGAACAUGAUUUUUUGAUUUCCACGCGAACCAGACACCCGACGCCGAUGAUAAGAACGUCGAGUUUAACGAGCAUGCAAAGACAAGAUGCUGCUAUGAAGAAUAAUAAGCGUAGUUUUGAUGGGGAUGGACACGAUACCGGGACGGAAUCUGAGGAAUAUCAUUCCGAUUCAACUCAAAGUGUUAAAAUCAAUAAAACUACAUCAAAUAAUACAAUUUUAACAGCAAUUUCCGAAUUGCAAAAUAAUCUUCAAGAACACAGCAACCGGAUACAAAAGUUGCAGGAAAGUUUAACCAGACACCUGGAAUUGGAAAAAAAUCGUACAAAUUACUUACUCGCAAUCAUUAUUCUAUUUGGUAUUUUACAAGCAAUGGUAUUUUAUUAUUACAGUUAAAAAAAUAUAUAUAAUGGGACACCUCAAUUCACCUCAACAAUCAAAGGCAGAAAGGAAAAUCAAGAGGUCGUUUUUUCGAUAUUUAUUAAUAUAAUCGUGUACUGAGCUUUUUUUUAUAAAACACACCUAAAAAUUUACUAAGAAACUACGUUAUAUACACAUAAUUAUAUUCAUAUAUGAAGAAAGAAAUAAUUCCACAAUUUUUAAUAUAUAUAAAAAUAUUUAUAAAUAACGCUGAGUCUAAGUACAUAAUUUUUUUAAGAUUGCGGUAAUUAAUUUUUAUAUUGAGCCAACAUCUGGAUACCUUUGCAAUACAUAUUAUAAUUAGUUGAGUUGCAAUGCUAUUAUUUACCACAUUCUUCAAUAAAAUAUGUAUAAACCCAGCGAAUAUAUAAACACCGUCUAUAUGCAAAAUGUCCAAUAUUUUCUUUUUGUGUUUUUAUUUGUGUUUUUUGUUCAGGCCUAUGUCAAUAUUUAUUAUUGUAAAUAUAACUUUUAUUAUUCUUGUUGAAUAUUUUUGUUUUUCUUUUACUUUCUCUCUUUCCUUAUCAAUUCCCUACGACGAUGUGAUUUCUCAUCCAACUUGGAUUUUCUUUCUUCUAGCAUAUUGCAGACUGCCUUCUUCUCUAAAGCUUAUUUCUAGCUAAUCUUAUUUCUAAAAGAUUCCAAUUUCUUUACAUUCUGGGCACUUUUCAAGAUUUCUACUUCAUAUGUCAACUGAGACGUUAUUAUGUUAUUCGUAACUGCCUGGCGAACACUUCUCUCAACCAGGAUCUUU
Molecule: messenger RNA, 3437 nt
Organism: Onthophagus taurus
Lineage: Eukaryota; Metazoa; Arthropoda; Insecta; Coleoptera; Scarabaeidae
Source: RefSeq, a predicted model, not a curated record